AUGAGCAGCAAGCGCCUAACCAUUCAAUCUGAGUAUGUGGAUAAGCCGAAGCACUUUAAGGGGCUCCCAGAGGAGGUGUUUGGGAGGCAUCCAUCAGUAGCCUUAUUCACCUGCACAAAUUCUCUUAUGGGCUUCCUAAAUAUCUGUUUUCUCUGGAUUGGGCCCGAGAGGCUAAAGUCUAAUGUAUUUAUGUUGAGUUUUGAGUGCACACAGCGGGUUAUCCCUCAAGUUCCAACCCCCUUUUUACCCCCUCAAUACCAAACACUUCACUUAUUGGUCAGCAGCUGUUUCCCCUGCCUGGUGACCAGCCGGGACAAGCAGAAGAGAGAGGGAAGGGAGCGUCUUCGGUCACAAGGUGGCGCGCGCGAGCCUCCCAAAGCCCGGCGGUCCCCAGCCCCGCACCUGCUCCGGGCACGGGCCCCACCCCGCUCGCUUCCCGGGCGCUCCAGGAGCCGCGCCCCCUGCCCUCCGGGGCGGGACAGCGCUGAGCGCGCCGGGGAGCUCCAGGUGGCGGAGGAGGGAGAGCCUGGUCCCGGCCCCCGUGGAAGGUGCAGCGGACCGCCCGACGUCCCCCGGGCCGCAGGCCCCGCCGCCGUCGCGGAGGACCUGUCCAAAGUGUCGGACGAGGAGCUGCUGCAGUGGAGCAAGGAGGAGCUGAUCCGCAGCCUGCGGCGCGCCGAGGCCGAGAAGGUGAGCGCGAUGCUGGACCACAGCAACCUCAUCCGGGAGGUGAACCGCCGCCUGCAGCUGCACCUCGGCGAGAUCCGGGGGCUCAAGGAUAUUAACCAGAAACUCCAGGAGGAUAACCAGGAGCUGAGGGACCUCUGCUGUUUCCUGGAUGAUGACCGGCAGAAAGGCAAGAGGGUGUCCCGGGAGUGGCAAAGACUGGGCCGCUACACAGCUGGGGUGAUGCACAAGGAAGUAGCUUUAUAUCUACAGAAGCUGAAGGAGCUGGAGGUGAAGCAGGAGGAAGUGGUGAAGGAGAACAUGGAGCUCAAGGAGCUUUGCGUGCUGCUGGAUGAGGAGAAAGGGGCCGGCUGUGCAGGCAGCCGCUGCUCCAUCGACAGCCAGGCCAGCUUGUGCCAGCUGACAACCUCCACUGCACCUUAUGUGCGGGAUGUGGGUGACGGCAGUAGCACUUCCAGUACGGGCAGCACCGACAGCCCUGACCACCACAAGCAUCAUGCAAGUGGUGGCAGUCCUGAGCACCUGCAGAAGCCCCGGGCCGAGGGGAGUCCUGAGCACUCCAAACAUAGGAGCACCAGCCCUGAACAUCUGCAAAAACCCAGGGCCUCUGGCACCCCAGAUCACCCCAAAGCACUCAAAGGACCUAGCCCUGAGCAUCAUAAGCCCUUAUGCAAGGGCAGCCCUGAACAACAGAGGCACCCACACCCAGGGAGCAGCCCUGAAAUGCUGCCCAAGCAUAUGCUCAGUGGAAGCCCAGAACAUUUCCAGAAGCACAGGCCGGGGGGCAGCCCGGAACAUGCCAGGCACAGUGGAGGGAGCCCUGAGCACCUUCAGAAACACACGCUUAGUGGGAGCCUGGAGCACCUGCCCCGACCCAGGGGCACCAGCCCGGAGCAUCUCAAACAGCAUUAUGGUGGAAGCCCUGAUCACAAACAUGGAGGAGGAGGAGGAGGAGGCGGAGGAGGAGGAGGAGAGGGCACCCUCAGACGGCAGGCGCAAGAGGACCUGUCCCCCCAUCAUCGGAAUGUCUACAGUGGCAUGAACGAAUCAACCUUGUCCUAUGUUAGGCAGCUGGAGGCAAGAGUAAGACAGCUGGAAGAAGAAAAUCGCAUGCUACCCCAGGUUGUGUGGAGGAAACUUGGAGAUGCUGCAGGUUCGUGUCCUGGAAUUAGGCAACAUUUGUCAGGCAACCAGUACAAAGGGCCAAUGUGAAGAUUGCUCUUCUUUCAGACAUAAGAUCACCACUGCCAGAGAAAAAAUAAAAGAAGAACGAAAAGUAAAGAGUAUAUUUCCAUAGACCUAGACUCAUGGAAUGAUUGUACAUUGCACAUAUCUCCCCUCUAUAACGUCCCCCAUCACGCUGAUAUAUUUUGUGUGUCUAACUUCAGUGUUCAUAACAGGAAAUUCCAAACAGUGUAGAUUUGAAAAAAUACAUCACCGUUUUAGUAGUCAUGUUUUCAUUAGAGCUAAAGUGGUAUUAACUCCCCAGAUUUAAGAUUGCAAUUGGGAAACCUGCAUUAUUGUCAGCAUCUCAGAGAGCCUCACUGGCUUUGAUUGAAUUGAUUCAUGGCAUCUAAAAGUGGGAACCUUUACCAUGAUGUAAGGAGAUAAGAAGAGGCAUUUUUCCAGCUUCCUGAGAGUGACAGUUGGGAAACUUCCUCUUUUACCUCUUACACUUCAAUAAAGGAAAUAUUCGUUCCUGAUGCAUACAUAAUGAGGAUGUGGGAGACUAUUUGGUUUCUAGGAUUUUGUUUUGACUUUUAAGGUGCUAAAUAUACCACAUAAGUUGUUUUACCAGCUAGAAGGAUAGAAAGACUUUGUAAGUGCUCACCAGAGAGUAUCACUUAUUUCAGCUGAGCAAAAUAAGUAGGUGUUUUUUGUUAAUCUUGAUGAUUGCUCAAAAGGUACAUCUUGGGGACUUGUCAACCUCCAUACUCACACAGUAUAUCAAUUUCAACUGAAAAACAAGCAAACAUAAUUUUCUAAGUGUUUUGAGCUGUGAUAUCAAUUUCUACAACUUAGUUUUUAGACAUGCUGUAUGUUUAAUAAACUUCAUGUAAACUUUAAAAUAUUGCACUGCAUUUAUGGGGGGAACAGCUUUGUCUCCUGCAGCUAGCUAUCUUUCCUAACGCAUGCCCUUCAUUAUUGAGGCUAAAGCUCUUGUUCAGAUUGCUUGAGAUUUGAAAAAGAGGCGUGCUAGCUUUGCUUAGUUUAUUCCUUAUUUUUUGGUAGAGAUAUAUAAUAUUAGAAUGUGUGUAUCAGAAAUGCUAUGAUAGAUAUUUUGUGUUUCUCUAAAUUCAAUGAUAGUUUCCUGGAUGAAUGUGCAAGAGGCCUGUUGACAGAAUGCUACCUUUCUACUGUAGUUUAAGGUUAUAAAAGGAGGGAUGCAACAAUUCCCAUUUUGGGCAUAUCUUCUAAAUCACGGCAAAUGAUCUUUGUUGUUUCUAAAUGGGCUCAUUACAAUGUAUUAAUGGUCAUUAGUGGCAAAACCUGAAGGAAUUUUGUAGUACUUAAAAGGAAAAAGUUUAACUGUGUUGAAAGACUUGCCCUCUAUUUUCAGAAAAAUUUUGUGAAUUCAUUUACUAUAGAAUUAUCUCUUUCUGUAUCACAAUUGGGUUAGAGUUUAAGCCUUUCUUUUAAGAUGUUAUAUUUUUAAAUAUUAUUAUUGUGUAAAAGAAAAUUGCUUGCUAUAUUUACACCUUUGGUCACAGAAGAGCUUUCAUCCUGAAUUUGUUGCAUUCUUCCACCCUGAAGACAUUUGAAACAAGUUUUUUGUGUGUGCGGCAGAGCCUGAAGAAGCUAAUUGGAGGAACCCACGUCUUUUGAGAAAAUACUUGUGUAAAUUUUGAUACUGUAUUAAAACUAUUUUUUUAAAGUUCCACCUAAAACUGAGUAUUAAGUAUACGUGUUCA
Molecule: messenger RNA, 3599 nt
Organism: Dipodomys ordii (Ord's kangaroo rat)
Lineage: Eukaryota; Metazoa; Chordata; Mammalia; Rodentia; Heteromyidae
Gene: Ccdc85a
Product: coiled-coil domain containing 85A
Exons: 6
Coding region: 1-1899 (632 amino acids)
Source: RefSeq, a predicted model, not a curated record